Molecule: messenger RNA, 1391 nt
Organism: Chara braunii
Lineage: Eukaryota; Viridiplantae; Streptophyta; Charophyceae; Charales; Characeae
Source: the annotation of a GenBank genome assembly
CCAAGCAAGAGCUUGAGUACUUGGGCCAUUUUGUCACGCCGAAAGGCAUUCGUCCCUUAGCGGACAAGAUCCAAGCCAUCGUGGAUUGGUCGAAACCCCGUUGCACGACGGAUGUACGCUGUUUUAUGGGAUUGGCUGGAUAUUAUCAGCGUUUCGUCGAGUCAUACUCGAAAAUGGCCGCUCCUUUGUCGAGACUUCAGUCCCCGAAGGUGCCCUUCGAGUUCGACGACGCAGCCCGUGGCGCGUUCACUACGUUGAAGGCAGCGAUGCAAGCCGCACCUGCCCUCCGUAUAUAUGACCCCACCCUACCCACCCAAGUGACUACGGACUCUUCGGGAUACGGUAUUGGUGCGGUGUUGGAACAGUGUCACRAGGACGGUUGGCAUCCGGUUGAGUACUUCUCCCAGAAGGUGCCUCUCGUCAACACUCUUGAUGACGCUAGGAAGAAAGARCUACUCGCGUUCGUCACCGUCCUCAAACGGUGGCGCCACUUUCUUCUCGGCCGUCGGCGUUUUAAAUGGAAUACGGAUAAYAAUCCGUUGACAUUUUACAAAACGCACGACACGGUCAUUAGUACGAUCGGUCGAUGGAUGUAUUACAUCGACCAGUUCGAUUUUGACCCAUGUCACAUUCCCGGUCCCGCCAAUCGAGCGGCGGACGCCCUCUCACGACGGCCAGACUUUUGCGCCAUUGUGACCACGGCAUUCGACCUCGAUAACGAUCUGCAACAGCAUUUCGUCAAAGGCUACAAGUCCGAUCCGACGUACUCUACGCUUUAUGCGGAGCUUUCAUCGGAUCACCUGCCGGCUAGCCAUUACCGGAUUUCCGACGGGUUCCUUCUCCUUCACUCGAGAGGAACGGACUUGUUAGUUGUGCCCCAAGAUCGUAUCUUACGGACUCGUCUUCUCGGCGAAUUCCACGAUGCACGACUUUCGGCACACCUUGGUGUGAACCGCACACUCGCACGCCUCCGCCAGCGUUUUCACUCGCCCAACGUUCUUCACGACGUCACAAGGUACAUUGAGUCAUGUGCAGUUUGCCACCAUAACAAGGUCGAUCUCGAGUCCCCUUCGGCGAACUAAAACCGUUACCGAUCCCUCGGGCGCCACGCCUCUCCAUUGCUAUGGACGUGACAGGCCCGUUUCCCCGCGAUCGCCACGGCCAUGACGGCAUUCUCACGGUCGUUGACCGUUUAUGUAAGUAUGCUCGCUUUCUUCCUUGCAAGUAUCAUGCUGCAGCGCCUAAGCUCGCACGACUCUUGCACACCGGUUGGAUUACCAACCAAGGUGUUCCGAAAGACAUAGUGAGCGACCGAGACACUCGCUUCAUGUCAGCCUUUUGGACUUCUCUCAUGACGGAGUCCGGCACGACAAUGAAGCCGAGCUCGGCUC